AUGUAAGACAAAUAAAUUAUUCAGCUUUUUGAAAAAUACUCUAAACUUAAUGAUCCAAAAUUAGUGUUCUAGACAAGCGAAUAAAUUUUAGAAAGAGUAAAUGAAGGUGAUAUAACCUAUGUAUUAUCUAAAAUUAUGAAUUGUUUACAAUCAACAGAUUUUGACACUACAAUCAAUUAUGCUCUAUUAUUAAAGUAACUAAUAUAGAAGUAUUCAUCUAAACAUCAAACUUUAUAACCUAAAGCUAUUUUCGAUCAAUUAUAGAAAACAUUAAGCAAAAAGAAUUCAUAUGGUAAAAGUGAAUUUAAACAUUUUAUGCUAACAAAAUAUUUAGUCUAUUCCUAUUUAGAUUUUUAGAACUUAUUAAAUAUUAUACUUGAAGAUCGUAAAACCGAAGAUUCAGAAUAUUUAACCUAUGUUUUAUUGAAGCAUCUGUAUUAAUUAUUAAAUAAUCUAGUAAACCUGAAAAUGUUAAAUAAGUAAGCAAUUAAAUAAAAAAUGAUCUGUAAAAUUUAACACCAAGAGUGUUUUGCAUUUUAGUUAAACUUCAAUAAUUGAGUCAAAAAGGAUAAUUUUAAUGGGAUAAAUAUCUUUAAGAGUAAGUCUUUGAUAGAUAGAAAUUCCACAAACUCUUAGAAUAAGCUAAUGAACAAUUUCCAAAGAAACAACUUUUCUAUUAAUAUUUAGCUAUAUAUAUGGGAAAAGUAUAAUAUCUAAUUAAUAUUUAUAGUUUAGUCAAUCCUAAGAAAACUAAAAAAUAUUUGACGAGUUUUGGGAAUACUUAUUCUAACAAGAAGAUUUAAGAAAAUUAAACUACAUCAUUUUAUCUAUUUUUAAACAUUUUCUAAAAUCAACUACCAUUCCCUUAUCUCUUAUGAGAAAUUAAUAAUUAAUUGAAUUAUGGUACAGGUAAUUUGGAAAUUCCAAUUCAGUUAUGAAAAGAUUAGCAAAUAAGAUUGAAUAACACUUAACUUAAAGGACUGUUUCUUUUGAAGAUAUUGUUUAUUUGAGAAAUAUUUAUGGUUAUCGAAUUCAUCCUAAAAAUGGUAUUGCAUAAAAAUUAUUGGCAAAGUUUACAGAAGAUGAAAUAUAUUAAUAUUUUGAGAAUAUGAAAUAAUAGGAAUAAUCUUCUACUGAUCCAAUAAAUAAACUCUAUUAUUUAAAUGAAAUCUAUGUUCUUGCAACUGUAAGUAAUACCAACAUUAAAGUUUUAACAUCUAUGAUAAAAUAUAUUUUUGAAAUUGGUUGCAUAAAUUUUCAAUAGAUUUAUGAAUAAUUAGAUGAGGAGUCUAAGGAAGCAUACUAAUUUGAAGAAAUAAAGAAAAAGUUUUUAGAUUAAUGUUAGAGUUUCUUUUAUUCACUUAUUGGAAAAGUGGCUAAUGUAAAUAUUAUAUAUAAAUAGUAGAAUAUUUAAGAAUUUGAUGAGUUAACAAAGUCUCUUUUGAAACAACUAAAAAAAUCAGAUUUAAUGAAAUAAUAUAAAUUGAUUACUGCAAAAUAACCUAAAGAGUGUAUAAAACAUUUAGUAAAUACAAUCCUUAUGUUUUCAUUUCUUAAUGAAGAUGAAGGAUUAUAAAUCUUGGAAGAGUUUCAACAUAUUGCAGGUGACAUUUAAGAUGAGGAACCACAAAUUAAAAAAAAAGUAAAGACUAAUCCAGAGAAAGCAAAAGUUGUCUUAACAGAAGUGUUUAUUUAAUUGUUAACUAAAUCUCCAUGUAAUAAAAAAUAGUAUAAAAUUUAGAAUUCUUAAGAGAUGCUGUGAAUUAGUGCUGUAAAUAACUAGAGUUUACAAAAGAAUGUUUAGAAAUACUACUUGAUGUAUUGUUGAAAGAAGAUCAUGAGUAUAUAGCUGAGAUGUAACAAUAAGAAUUAGAUGAUGAGGAAGGUGGGGAUGAAAGCUUAGAAGAAGAAGAAGAGGAAAAUUAAUGAU
This is a messenger RNA of Paramecium pentaurelia, 1930 nucleotides long. The record is from the annotation of a GenBank genome assembly. Lineage: Eukaryota; Ciliophora; Oligohymenophorea; Peniculida; Parameciidae.